Molecule: messenger RNA, 1930 nt
Organism: Vigna angularis (adzuki bean)
Lineage: Eukaryota; Viridiplantae; Streptophyta; Magnoliopsida; Fabales; Fabaceae
Exons: 8
Coding region: 135-1760 (541 amino acids)
Biological process (GO): lipid metabolic process
Source: RefSeq, a predicted model, not a curated record
AAAUUUGUAGAGUAUUCCUGAAGCGGUUCCUCGCUUGUACGACGCCGCAUUGCGGUUCCACCUUUUUACGUCUAAGAGUUUCUCUUUGUUUUCUUUUUCCCUUCGUUCUAUCAAAUUCGUUAUUCCUCUUCCAAAUGAAUACCCAAUACUUGAGGCAAUUGCUCCGUAAUAUCUAUUCUACAAAACAUUUUCUCAACCGUGAAAAACCACAUUGGAACAAUAUGCAUAGUGCUUUUAUACGGCUUCAAUUACAAAGGUCCAGAGCAGACAAAGUAGAAGAUAAGCUAAAAGAAGAGCAAGAAAAGCAACAGAUUUCUUCCAAAUCUACAGUUAAGAAGGCGGAUGGAAAUUAUGGGAUUAGCAAAUAUAGCUCUGAUGAUGAAGAUACCUCUGAUAGUAAAUGGAAGUUAGAGUUGGCUUGGCUCUCCAAGACACUUGAACCAGCUCUGCAAUUUUGUAGGUGGGCUCUGCCAACAGGAUACGAAAUUGGAAAGAAACCCCCACCAAGUCAUCGAUCCCUUACAGAAAUAAUUGCAUGCAUCAAAAGGAGCAAGCUUGGAAUCCAGGAUUGGAGCUUGAGUGACCUUACAAUUGGCUUGUAUCUGAUAUAUCUUCGUCAAGCUUCUACUCAUCCAUUUGAAGAUAUCAAAGGCAUUCAGAUAUUGUCAGAAUCAAUUGUUCAAGAUCUCAUAUAUCAUAUUGAGUUGGCUAAAGGUGCUUAUAAGGAUAGUCCUGUUGUUCUUUCAAGGAACAGCAUGCUAAGAGAAAGUAAUGUCAAGAAAUUUGUUAAGAACUCCAGUGUAAUGAGGCCUGCAUAUUAUAUUGGAAUUGAUAUGCGUAAAAAGCUUGUAAUUUUAGGCAUAAGGGGAACACAUACUUUUUAUGACCUUAUCACUGAUAUACUUUCCUCAAGUGAUGGUGAAGUCACCUUUGAAGGCUAUUCAACCCACUUUGGAAUUGCUGAAUCUGCACGUUGGUUUCUCCAUCAUGAGAUUGAAAUCAUAAGAAAAUGCUUGGAGAAACAUGAGGGAUUUAAGUUAAGACUCGUGGGUCAUUCUCUAGGAGGGGCUAUAGCUUCUUUGUUGGCAAUAAUGAUCCACAGAAAAUCACCAAAGGAGCUGGGUUUUAGCCCUGACAUUGUAUCUGCGGUUGGCUAUGGAACUUCACCAUGUGUCUCCAAAGAACUUGCUGAAAACUGCUCUGGCUAUGUGUCGACAGUUGUAAUGCAGGAUGAUAUUAUACCAAGAUUGAGUAUAGCUUCCCUAACAAGGUUCAGAAAUGAAAUUGUUCAAACCGAUUGGAUGAGUGUAAUUGAUAAAGAAGAUUGGAAAGGCGUCACGGAUUUGGUUACAAAUGCAAAGCAGGUUGUGUCUUCAGUGCAAGAUGUGGCUCAAAAACUUGCUGAUUAUGCAAAUUUUAGGACAAAUAAAAGUUUAGCUGUUGCUACAGAAACUCCCAAGCCCUCUAAAGCUGCAAAGGAGAAUUCAGUUGCCACGAAAGAUGCGGAAGCUAAACCUCCAGUAAUCGAGGAGUUAUUUAUACCUGGGACUGUUUACUAUAUUAAAAGGAAUUUGGGAUCCAAAAAGGACGUCGGAAAGGAUUUUUUUACCCUUUACAAGAGGGAACCUGGUGAGCAUUUCCAGAAAAUAUUCUUUUCAGGAAAUUUUAUUACAGACCACAGAUGUGAUACCCAUUAUUAUGCUUUGAGAGAUGUUCUUAAAGGUCUGCCAUGGUGUGGAGAGGAAGGUAUAUUUAAAUAACAAAUAUUGUAACUUGUUUUUAUUUUAAAUUAUAUCAUUUGAUUGUAAUGUAACUGUACAUUGUGUAGCUAAGUUUCUGUGCUUAGGGUAUUUGUACAUGCUUAUGGUUUGGAUCUCGUCCAGUGAUUGUUGUGAAUUAUAUUUUGAAGAGAUAUCUUUGAAUUUCUUCA